This is a messenger RNA of Lingula anatina, 4313 nucleotides long. Its product is annotated as periostin. The record is from RefSeq and is a predicted model, not a curated record. NCBI's taxonomy places the organism in Eukaryota, Metazoa, Brachiopoda, Lingulata, Lingulida, Lingulidae.
CGCUCGGCCUGCUUAACGGCUGUGUUAAGGUGUUCUUUAAACUUUUACCUGUGUGUGUAGGCCUCCUACCUGUUCCGAAGAUGGCGUCUUUUAGGUGCCUAAUCUUGCUUGGAUUGCUCAUAUUAGGUCCAGGAAUGAUAGAAUGCCAAAAUAAGUUAAAGCAAAGGAUUGAAAACGACCAGAGAUUAAGAAGGUUCAAGGAAUUGCUGGAAACAUCCAGGUCGCUACUUCUAGACAACUAUCUGAAUGGGGUGCCAGAACGGAAAUACACAGUGUUUGCUCCAACAGAUGCUGCAUGGGACAAAUUACCUGAAAUAGUCCAAAAUAACCUACGAGAUGUCAAUAAUGCAGAAAGCUUGGAUAAAUUUCUGAGAUAUCAUAUAAUAAAAGAAGCUAAAAUUCACACAACUGAGAUGGCAAACUUAAAGUAUAAGGAGACGAUGGAGAGCAACAAAGCAAAAGUUUUCUUCAACAUGGUUCAGUCUAAUGGAAAUCAACAAGGUGGAUAUUUUGUGAAUCAAGCUAAAAUUAUCCAGCCAAAUACAGAUGCAGAAAAUGGCUACCUUCACAUCAUCGAUGAAUAUCUUUUUCCCAUGGGUAGCACAAAAUCCAUGUCUGGGUACAUUUCCCAACCGGAGUCACAAGAAGUCAUUAAUAUGGGAGUACUAAAAUUCCAAGAGAUGAUGAAUGCCCUUCCAAUCAGAGGGCCAGGGGGUCUCAGGGACCAACUGACUGACCUGGAGCAAUUGACAGUCUUUGUACCCACCAAUGAAGCCCUCAGCACAAUUCCAACAGCCAAAUGGGAUGAACUCAUGGCAGAUACAACCAAACUAGAACAAGUUGUUGCAUCCCAUGUUAUUCCAAAUAAAGUCUACUUCAGCAGCAUAGUGGACAGUAUGGGAGAGGAUGGAGUCCAAGCUGUAGAGGGAAGAAUUGUGGGGCGCACUAUAGCAAAUGAUGUGUUUAUCAAGAGUAAUAAUAUUGGUGGCCGUGUGGUCCUGCCAGAUAUCACAGUAGAUAAUGGGGUUUUCCAUAUGGUUGACCACAUUCUUAACUUCACCUACUUUAACAUAUACGCUCAUAUCAGUCAGGAACGUAAACUCCAGCAGUUGGCCCAAGCAGUGAUCAGCCUCCCAGGAGGUGGUCAGUCUGGAACAGGUGUCCAGGCAUUAUUGGAGAGAGAGGGUGAGGAACUGACCUUGUUUGCACCAGUGGACUCUGCUUUUCAGUUGGUUGAUACAGCUGUUAACCUCAAGGCCAAUGUCACUCUUCUGGACAUUAUUCUAAAAUUGCACAUUGUUAGACAACAGGUGGCCUUUAAGGAUUUGACAAAUACUACAGUAUUGAAUUCUGUGAAUUCAAAGAAAUUGCGGUUCGUCAAAGGCAACAAUGGCACCUUUGUCAUUGGAGAGCGCAUCAAGGCAAAAAUCAUUGAACCUGAUGUUGGUGUCACCAAUGGUAUCAUUCAUUACAUAGACAAUGUCAUGGGGAUUGCUACUAAAAAUCUGAAACAAGAACUAGAUAGUAAUGAUGCUCUUGGGUAUAUGAACUCUGUCCUUAUCACAGCUCAAACUCACACAGACUUACUCACAGAUUUAAGUGAACGGACCAGUAAAUACACUAUGUUUGUACCAAGUAAUAUAGCCUGGGAAACACUGUACAACCAAGGCACAGGAAAAAGUCUUAUUGACAAAAUAAACUAUAGACAAAACCUAGUUUGGGUUCUUCAAAGGCACAUGGUGAAGGGACAGGUGAUAUACAGCGACAGCUCACAACUGCAGACUGGUGUCAAUGUUGAAUUAAACACUGUUUUGGGUUCAAGUGACAUUGGGAAAAUCACUGUCAAAAAACUUGGACAAUGUACCUCACUUACUUCCUGUGAAAUUAAAGUCCUUUUCAAGGGUGCAGAAGCACGUGUUAUUGAACCAGACAUAGAGACUACAAAUGGCGUAAUUCAUAUCAUAGAUAAAGUACUAAUAGAUGAUCCAGCAGAUUUGCUAAGAGGCGCUGUCUCCAGUACAGCUUGGAUAUAUGCCUCUUGUAUAACCACCAUCCUUGUGAUGCUCACUGGGCUCCUCCUUCACUUGUAAUAAUUAUAUUAUUUGCACCACAUGGUGUUGCUUAUAUCUUGAGCUCAUGAAAAAGCAAUCCAUAGAGCCAUAGCUACAUUGGUUUUUAGUAAGGAUGUAAAAAUGAAUGAUUAUUAAUGAAGAUUUUACCAUAGCAGAUGUCAAGAACAAAAGACAAGAAAACAAAAAUGUUGAAAAUAAUGAUCCGAACCUGUCAUAUCUGGCAUAUACACACAUCACUCGAGUUACAACAUCUCCCAUAGUGUAAGUCGGAUACAUACACCAGUUUCUCAUCAAGGUGCAUGUGAUAUCCAUAUGUGCUUCACACUUGUGUUUAUCACAUUUACCUUGCUGACUUGUGGUCUGCCUUAUACAUAUUAUUAAACCUAAAGUAAGAGGUAAUAAUUUUGUAUUAUAAACCCUGUCAGUUCUUUCAACAUGCCCUUACUUACAGAGUAAUAUAGAAUAUGUUUACUUAUAAAGAAAUGCACACAGGGGCAAAUUCUUAUUGGUGUCUGUAAUUAAAACAAAACAUUUUGUACAUUUUUUAAAAAAUCAGUGCUGCACCCUUGUUUGUUUUAAUUGUCUUAAUCAAUAAACAUCUUGUAAUUUUAUCCAUUGCUUCUUUAUAAAAUGGAGUACCUCUGUCUGAUGCAAUUUUAAUUCUAGAAGAUUUGAAGUCAUAAACAUUCUGUUCAGUGUACUUUUAUGCAGUUUUAUGGUACCAAGUACUAUUCUGUCAAAUGCUACAUGGGUUUAAAUUUUACACAAAACUUGAUUGAUUCUGGGUUUGCCAAGUGCAGAAACUGAAGGAAACGCCAGAUUUCUAUAAAAUACUUUUAUACCAAUCCUUUUAGCUUUUGAUAUGUAUAAGAGCUUACACUUUUACUAGAAUUUGACAAAUAUAUUGUGCUAAAUUUUUUUCCAAUGAAACAUGAACAGUGCUACCAACUUUUAAAAAAUGUUUUUACUUUUUAGUAGUAUUAUGUUAAGUGGUGGUCCAAUAGUGAAAAGCAAAACCUCUUAAAAAAGGAUCAAAAUAUUUGCACAAAAAUUAAGGUUUGUAUGAACUGAUUUGUAAAUGUAUAUGGAAAAAGCUUGGCAUUGGCACUUUAGGUUCCUCAAAUGAAGUUUUCAUAUCAUAUUAGUUUAAUAUAGAUAAUAGGUAUCUUUUAUAUCUCUAAAAGCAUCUGCUGUAUGAAUUUGAUUUUAUUCAAAGAUUAAUUUUUGUAAAUAAGAUGUUUUUAUAUCUAGUAAUAAAUAUGGCACUUGUAUAUAUUGAUGUGUAAGAAUGGAUGUUAACAUUAAUAUUUUCACUUGAAUUGUGUUUUAGCAAAUUAAAAUAAAUGUGCUGCAAGAGAACAUGAUAAGUGUAAGAGAAGGUCCACACAAUAAAUUAAUAAAUAAAUGGAUAAAGAAUAAUUGAUCUAUUUGCAAUGAUGAUAUUAUUUAAUUAAAGCAGUGGUCCAACAUAAGACAAGUUGGCUAUCUAUGGUUCAGCAUCCAUAAUGACUUUUAGAUGUUUCCUUUCUCUACAGAUAUAAUGUAGACAGCUAUUACAUGUUGGAAUAGUGCAACAGAUACUGAGUAAGGGUCAAAUUCAUUAAGUAUAGGUAUCAGACAACUUCAAAACUUGAGGACUAUCACUGCUUUUUGACAGAUUCGUAAGUGUGGAAAAUCUCAAGAGAUUUGAGAGUGCUGAUAUUGAUGCUUGCUUGUUUAAAGUGUAAUGUCAUACUGCCUAGACUAGACCUCUUUCAUGGUUGUGAAUUUGUUUUUUGUACAGAUAUUUUAUAUUUUCUAUAAAAUAAUAAAGGAAUUAGGCAACAUAAACUUAUUUUAUAGACUCAACAAGUGUUUUACACUUUAUUAUUAGUCUAUUACUAUUUAUGGUUGCCUCUUACAGGUCCAAUGUAUACGCCAUAUGAAUUAAAAAUGUUAAAGCAGAGUACGCCCUGGAUCAGGCGUGUAAUAAACUGAUGUAAUCUUUUUAUCCAAUUUUUUAAGAAAGUAUCCUUAAUAUUACAGUUGAGCAUGGUCUUAUAAGUUUCUAUUUUUCUUAAUAGUGCAUUUAUGGCAGUGUUAGUAUCAUAAACAACAAACGUGUAUAAAUUUGAAUAUUCUUAUAGGCCUAAUUGUUGAGCUGCGACACAGCAGUACCAUGUAUAUAACUAUUAUCCUAAUUUACAUCUGUAAUUUUGUGACACUGGAAUAUCGCCAUUGAAAUAAAUGUAAGAAGCUAUA